UUCAUGAUUGAGUUCUUCCUACACCCUGUUUAAACAUGUUUAAUAAAUAAAGAUAUGUUCCCUGUGUGUUGCAUUCCUUUAAACAAACAUAUUACAAAGCCAUAUGCUUUGGAAAUGGAGAAUCUGUAUGACUUGACAGGUACGAAUGCACCCAGAGAACGCUAAAGCUUAAACGUGAGCACCAUUUGGAUAUUGCAUGUGUGUGGUGUGUGUGGAUGUGUGUGACACACUGACCUGUCACGUCCAGCUCACCCAGGCUCAUGUAGAGCACUUCACUCUGCCGCAUAACCACGGCAACCUACUAAAAUAAGGACGGGAGGAAGGGGAUAGGAACAAACGAGAAGAAAGAAAGAAAAAAACGGUCGCUUUUUUUUCACAUGGAGAACAAACGAGCACCAUGGCCAGGAGCCAGGUUCUACACUGUUGCUCGGCAUCGUUGAGGAUUUUGGUUCUUGUAGGGUGAUUUGGAUCAACUGCAAACUUUUUCAGCCGUGUGUGUGUGUUUGUGUGUGUCAGGAUGGUUGUAUCAACUCUUCUACCUUUUGGCCCGUAGCAGUGAAGAAGGCUGCGGAUCCCGAAUGCCUCCCGUUCAAAACCAUGGGCAUUGCACUGUCCAGGUCUGAUAAAUGCCGUAUUGUCACCUCCACUGGGCUUCGGAGCUCUGUGCCAGGAGAAAACAGCGCCUCCUGUCCAGAGAUGAAUGGCAUUGUCAAACCCUCUCGCAAUGACAUCAUUCAAGGCUCUCGGAAUAACAAUGAAGAGGAGUUGUUGGUUCCUGCCUUUCCAGAAAAAGCUGACAUAGAGAGAGGCUAUGUGACUCCACAGCAGGUGUACAACUUGUUAAACGCUGAAGCUGGGGAACCAGCCCUCCAUGACCCAUACUACAUGCUCAUUCUGGAUUGUCGUUCUGCAGACAGGUAUAAGCAGAGUCACCUGGUGACAGCACGUGCCAGCGUGACCGUAAUUCACCCAGAUCUUGGCUGUUUGAUAAGCUGUGUCCAGCUACAGGAGUUUUCCAUCAUUCUGCUGUAUGCAGAAGAAGGACACAGUCCAGUAGGCAGCCAAGAGGCGCGUGCUGACAACCCUUCCCUACAGCACUGCUUUUUCCAGCUGAGUGCCCUUGGCAUGGACCCAGUCAUCUUGCUGGGAGGCUACUCAGCCUUCCACUCACUCUACCCCUUCCUGUGUACACCUCGUAUGGUUCUGCUCGAGUCUGAACGCCGCCUCCUUACCAUCUAUCCCUCUGAGAUCCUGGAAGGGGCACUGUACCAAGGUUCUGCAUCGCAAGCUCAGGACUACCGCAUUAUUAAGAACCUGCAUAUCACACAUGUGGUCAACGCCACUGCCGAAAUCUCAGAUGCCUUCCCCAAUGUCCUGAGGUAUUUGCGACUUCGACUCAGCGAUGAUGCCCAACAGGAUCUUCACCAGGCACUUCCAGAAGCUUCUCGUUUUAUUGCAGCAGCCCUAAGGGGUUCACCAGGUUCACCUGGAGGGCGUGUACUGGUGCACUGCAGCCUGGGACGAAGCCGAAGUUCAGUGUUGACACUGGGCUUCCUGAUGGAACAGCGCCACUGGUCUCUACUGCACGCUUUCCGUUGGCUCAAAGAGAGGCGCACUUGUGCAGCACCGAAUGCUGGGUUCCUUCGUCAACUUUCGGCAUAUGAGGAGCAAUUGUUUGGGAGGUGCCUAACCUCGCUCGAUGACAUUCGGCUCUGAACGAUUUUUGAAAAAAUAAAAAAUAAAAAGAUUUCUGAAGACUGCAGAAUCAUAUCCACGAAUUAUACAGUAUUCAAGAUUUCAGAAAGUCGUAGAAUAAGGAAACGGUAGCUGGUUACAUUAAGCGUACAGUGUCAUGGAGAUCUAUCCUCUUGAAGAGUUCUAGUCUUCUGACCUUUACUGGCUGGCUCAAUGGUGUUUAGGGUAAAUGGGGUAAAUGAUCAUAGAUUAUCAUUCUUAGUUCGACAGGACAAGAAAAAACUCUAAGUACUGGGUGACCGGAUAAUUGUUACACAGCAACUGAAAUGUCAGAAAUCAGACAUAAGUGAUAUGUGCCUUUUGAAGAGCUACACCAAGUCAGUAUUUGGUUCUCUUUGUCAAAUCAAAACUCUCAUUCCAAGCAUUUGAGUCAUCCAGACGAAACUAAAUAAGGUAUAUUGCUGUCCAGGCAGUGGAACAAUGGUUAGGGAUCUAGCCUCCGGACAAUAAGGGUAUGAGUUUAAAUCUGUGUACCUCCAAACUGCCCCUGUUGGCCCGCCAUCUGCUCAGCUCAGUUGUGACUCUCUUUGGAUAAAAACAUCUGCCAAGGGUUUAAAUGCAAUCGGUAUAUAACAUAGCUUUUGGCAGGGCAUUUCAAAUAGGAAAGUUGGGGAGAUAUAGAAUAGAGAAAUUGUAAAAACUAGAUAGGGGUUUUGUUUUUUAAACAUUUUUUUUCUUCAGCCAAGCCAGAGCCACACUUGACUCCACUAAUUAGACCAGUGAAUCCCAGUGUUGUUCAUCCUUACCAAACUUCGUUGAUCAAGAACCGAUGUAGGACUUUUACCCAUGAAUCUUGAGGAAACACUGGUAUUUCAUGCUCUCGCUCCUGGUCUGGAUUAUUAUGCUAGGUUUAAAACACUGAAAACGUACACAAUGUAGAAGAUUCUUUUUAGGACUGAUAGUGAAAACCCAUCCUCUACAUUUACAUUAUUUAGCAGACACCCUUAUCCAGAGCGACUUACAUUCUAUCUAAUUUUCAUACAACUGAGCAAUUGAGGGUUAAGGGCAUUGCUCAGGGGCCCAUCAGUGGCAGCUUGGUGGACGUAGGAAUUGAACUCACAACCUUCUGAUUGGUAGCCCAACAUCUUAACCACUAGGCUACCCCGUUCUCUAGACCUGCUGUUCUCAAACUGGGGUCCUCCAGGUUUCUGUGAAGCGUAGCAUACAGUAUAUAGACCUAAUGUCUUCUAUUAGUGGUCAUUUCAGGAACAGAAAGUCCUAUGGCUCCAAAAAUAAUGUCAUUUAAAAUGUUUUUAAAUAUGAAAGACAUCUUUACCGAGGGGGUCCAUCGAACAUAUAUAUUACAGUUUAAGAAGUCCCUUUUUCUCAAAACGUUUGAGAACCACUGCUCUUGACAAUCUGCCAGAAUAAGACUACAGACCAUUUUUACAAGUAAAGCAUUACAAUAAUAAUAAUAGCAUCGAUAAUUUUGCUCAGAAUGUCAUUGGAAAGAAUAAAAAAGUCACUCUAAAAUAGAUUUGGAUCAGACAUUCACUCCUGCUACACUCCUUUUUGAGAUUAUAGAAACAAAAUCAGAAUUUACUGCUAAUUUAUUUGUUUUCCACCAUCUCUAGAGGACAAUGAAUGAAAAACAUGACAAAUAUCGAGGGAUAUUAAGUAAUUUAUAGAUACUACAUAGCUGGGUUUGAAAUAAUGUAUAUUUAGGCUAGAAGAAAAAAAAAAACGUUGUUAUUUUUGUAUUAUUAUUUUUGACGAUAGUGUUAGUGUUUGCUUUCUAUAUUUGUAGUUGCCAAAAUACACCAAAGAACAAAACCACUGAUGUGAAACCUGCAAAGCAUCCAAGCUAAUAUUUCCUCUAAAUUAGUGAUGAGUAAUUUACUAAAAUUUUUAGCAUGUUACCAUUUGGUUAACAAUAUACUAAAAGUGUUAUACGUUAUUAAUAUUAGAUACAUAAUGUUGUCUAAAUGACAAAUUU
Molecule: messenger RNA, 3691 nt
Organism: Tachysurus fulvidraco (yellow catfish)
Lineage: Eukaryota; Metazoa; Chordata; Actinopteri; Siluriformes; Bagridae
Gene: styxl1
Product: serine/threonine/tyrosine interacting-like 1
Exons: 5
Coding region: 598-1716 (372 amino acids)
Biological process (GO): protein dephosphorylation
Cellular component (GO): cytoplasm
Molecular function (GO): protein tyrosine/serine/threonine phosphatase activity
Source: RefSeq, a predicted model, not a curated record